Canis lupus familiaris (dog) is the source of this 8153-nucleotide messenger RNA. It is a transcript of the gene TFDP2, whose product is annotated as transcription factor Dp-2. The coding region runs from base 271 to 1614 and encodes 447 amino acids. Gene Ontology annotation, cellular component: transcription regulator complex; nucleus. The record is from RefSeq and is a predicted model, not a curated record. Gene Ontology annotation, biological process: regulation of transcription by RNA polymerase II; regulation of cell cycle. The transcript is spliced from 13 exons. NCBI's taxonomy places the organism in Eukaryota, Metazoa, Chordata, Mammalia, Carnivora, Canidae. Gene Ontology annotation, molecular function: DNA-binding transcription factor activity, RNA polymerase II-specific; RNA polymerase II transcription regulatory region sequence-specific DNA binding.
GCCGCGGACUCGCGGGCCUCCGCCGGGCAGGCCGCGGAUCGCCCACCCCUUCCCCCAGGGUGAGUCCGUCGGGACGCGGGCGCCACCGGAGCGGAGGCGCCGAGCCGCGCCCCAGGCUCGGAAGAACAGCCCUGAGCGGCCGCCUCGUCCUCUGCAGCCGAGCGGCGGAUGUUCUUUUAAAGAAUUGUUGAAGACGAAGUUUUUUUUAUUUUUGUUUUUUUGUUUGUUUUUUAAUGGCUUUACAGAAUUUUAAAUUGAAUACAAUUUGACAUGACGGCAAAAAAUGUUGGUUUGACUUCUACAAAUGCAGAACUAAGAGGAUUUAUAGAUCAGAAUCUCAGUCCAACAAAAGGUAACAUUUCAUUUGUUGCGUUUCCAGUUUCCAGCACCAACUCACCAACAAAGAUUUUACCAAAAACCUUAGGACCAAUAAAUGUGAAUGUUGGACCCCAAAUGAUUAUAAGCACACCACAGAGACUAACCAGUUCAGCAAGUGUUCUGAUUGGGAGUCCAUAUACCCCUGCACCAGCAAUGGUUACUCAGACACACAUAGCAGAAGCUACUGGCUGGGUCCCAGGUGAUAGAAAACGAGCUAGAGAAUUUAUAGAUUCUGAUUUUUCAGAAAGUAAACGAAGCAAAAAAGGAGAUAAAAAUGGAAAAGGCUUGAGACAUUUUUCCAUGAAAGUAUGUGAGAAAGUUCAGCGGAAAGGUACAACGUCAUACAAUGAAGUGGCCGAUGAGCUGGUAUCAGAGUUCACCAAUUCAAAUAACCAUUUGGCAGCUGAUUCGCAGGCUUAUGAUCAGAAGAAUAUUAGGAGAAGAGUUUAUGAUGCUUUAAAUGUGCUAAUGGCAAUGAACAUAAUUUCAAAGGAAAAAAAAGAAAUCAAGUGGAUUGGCUUGCCUACCAAUUCUGCUCAGGAAUGUCAAAAUCUUGAGAUAGAGAAGCAGAGGAGGAUAGAACGGAUAAAGCAGAAGCGGGCCCAGCUGCAAGAACUUCUCCUGCAGCAAAUCGCUUUCAAAAACCUGGUUCAGCGAAAUCGGCAAAAUGAACAACAGAACCAGGGCCCUCCGGCUCUGAACUCCACCAUUCAGCUGCCAUUUAUAAUCAUCAAUACAAGCAGAAAAACAGUCAUAGAUUGCAGCAUCUCCAGUGACAAGUUUGAAUAUCUUUUUAAUUUUGACAACACCUUUGAGAUCCAUGAUGACAUAGAAGUGCUGAAACGAAUGGGAAUGUCCUUUGGCCUGGAGUCAGGCAAAUGCUCUCUGGAAGAUCUGAAACUUGCUAAAUCAUUGGUGCCAAAGGCAUUAGAAGGUUAUAUCACAGAUAUCUCCACAGGACCUUCUUGGUUAAAUCAGGGACUACUUUUGAACUCUACUCAAUCAGUCUCAAAUUUAGACCUGACCACUGGUGCCACCUUGUCCCAAUCAAGUGUAAACCAAGGGUUGUGCUUGGAUGCUGAAGUGGCCUUAGCAACUGGGCAGUUCCUUGCCCCAAACAGUCACCAGUCCAGCAGUGCAGCCUCUCACUGCUCUGAGUCACGAGGCGAGACCCCCUGUUCGUUCAACGACGAAGAUGAGGAAGAUGACGAGGAGGAUUCCUCCUCCCCAGAAUAAAGACAGGAGAAAACCCACGUUUUAAUAUUUGAUGCUCAUGUGUGUUUUUAGUGUGAGCUCUUGUUUUUAAAAUGAUUGCUUCAGUCUUUGCCUUUGUUUGCACUGUGUGUUCAGUGAAAACUAGGGAAACACAAUAAGCAAAUGAUAGGAAGGCUGAGAUGAUUGAGAUGAAAGUUAACCUAGCGUGAAUGAAAACUCUGACCAAGGGAGCAAUGGAUCACACCGCAGACAAAGCGGUUUUCUGAGGUGAUGGAGGGGAUAGGCCCUAAAGAAUUGGCAGCAUGAAUGAAGCUCAUUUAUCUCCCACGAGGUGGGAUCUUUGUGUCCCCCCGCACCCCUGUAACCGUCCUUAGGAUCAGGAUUGCUGUAACAAACAGUCCUUGACUUCAUGUUCGUCGUGUCUCUCUUCCUCGACUGGGCUGCUUUUUACAAGCAGAAGUGAACGCGAAAGGAUCCCAGCGGGGACGAGUUGUACAGUGAGGGAUGUAGACGGCAAUCCUUGUGGUCUAAGGAGCACAGACUGAACUGCUGAACUAGUUGAAAGUCUAGUUGAGGUGCUUUACGCAUCAGCUGCCUUAGACGGCUUCUAGAAAGGAGCAAGCGCUAAUUCUUAAGUACUUAAGUGACAUUUAGAAUAAUUUAUAGUAAAACUGAGAUGAUCAUUAUUAGCCAAUGCAUUGGUGCAUAGAAUUUUCUAGGGCUACUUCUGGAAGCCAAAUAUAGAAUAGCAUUUCCACGUGCAUUAAAUACUUUGCCAGCACUGCCUUUGCCAGCAUUCUAAAUCUGGAGUUUUACAGAGAAGGAAAUUGUAUCUAUAGUUUUAAUCAAAGCUAUGCAUUUCAUAUAGCUUUUUCAUUUGAAACAAAACAAAGAAACCAAUUCCUAUGACCGAAUUGCUUGCUUAUAGCUCCCUCCAGUACUUGUAUGAUUUCACUCUGUGCAAUUUGUGAAAAUGAACCAAAUGUCAUUACUUUUGUCUUAAAAGAAAAGUCUCUUUCAAGAAUACGAACAGCAACGUUUUCCUGUACACGUCACCUUUUGUACAUUUUCAUUACUCAAAAUUACCUUAUUGGGUUUAUUCCUGGGUAAAUUGCAUUUCAAACUAACCCGAUAUUAAUUGUUUCACAGAAACACAGAAAAAUGUUGAUCACUCCAAAUGACUGGAUUUGUGGUAGUGCAGUAUACAGUAUGUUGUUUCAUAGCCAAAGAUGCCACUGGGCGUACUGCCCUGGGGCGUUCACAGCUCCUGGCCCUCUGAACAGGGCAGUGUGAGGACAUCGGCCGGCAUGGCCAGGCCCCGAUCUAUCACAUUAAGGCCUUGAGAAGGAGCAAAUAGUAAUGGAAAAUAACUCUUUGACUCGAAUCCUUUGGAUUUGCCUCUAGAUUAUGCAUCCAGCACCUUUGGGCGCAACACUAAGCUUGUCCCAAAUCGGUUCUUUUCUAAUAAACCCAUGGUGGGGGGUGGGGUACGGAUGCCUUCUGAUGCCUUUUUAAAGUUCUUCCACUCUGCUUACAGUGAGCUGGAGAGGAAAGAUUUGGCUGACCUAAAAUUUUUACUAAGGCCAUGAAAACUAAUACACAAGAACACACAGCUUUAACUGAGGUUCCUUGGAGACAACACUCAUUCUGUCCCAAUAAGCCAUAGUGCAGACUCAGAGUGGUCAGGGGAGCAGAGAGAUCGAGGCAGUUCUAGAGACUUCUGUCUCCGCCUGAGUUCUGGACACACCUCUGAGGCUGGUGGGUGGCAGGAGUCCGAAAUAGUGCAGAGGCUGCAGCAGGGCCCCGAGGGCUUCCGAGACACUUCCGACUCGAAGAGCAUCAGCUACACAGUUGGAUAAAACUGGUUCCCUUCCAAAUGGCCCCCUCCUUUACUGACUCCAACCUUAACUACCCGUAUCCCUGUACUCGAGGGCCAGCCGGGACCUGGAGAGCCCAGGGGUCACAGCUGACUCUUUAGUCUUCACAAUAUUUUAUGCAGGUUCCAAGACCUGUACAUCAACAUUUCUGCAGGUAAUUCAGCAUAACCAUUCCUGCACCACAUAGCAAAGUCCUUGCUGGAGCUCUAGUUCUCUCUCUCUCUCUCUCUCUCUCUCUCUCUCUCUGCUGCUGCUGCUGUAGUGUUUUAAACUGAUAAAAUGCCGGUUUGGGGUUUUUUGUUUUUGUUUUUGUUUUUUUAAAGCAACCAAAGACUCUUCACAUAAUUGGUGCCCCAUCAUUGGCCAUCUCAGCCGUUCGUGUGUGGUGUUUGGUGGAAAGUGGCCUCCACCCCUCAGUAAAGGGUUUGGGUUACUGCUGAGGACAUCUGUUGGAGGCGCACUGUGGUCACCAGGACAUCUCGCUGGUGUCAAGCCUUACCUGAGCAGAAAGCUAAGUUGAGAUGUUUAGAAAGAUAAAUUCUUCUAUUCUUGUAUAUCUCCCCUAAACAGAUUUUUUUUUUUAAGUUCAAUACUCAGUCACAAUUCUAUAUAGAAAUCAAAAUAACAAAAUGUUGGGAAAUUAUGAUUACGAUAUCCAGGAUUCCUUAUAGGAGUAGCCCUUGGGGUCACAUGCACACAUGCAUACACACGUGUGUGUGCACAGACACCCCUCCCAGAAGGUGCCAGUCACACUCUGCUUUUUGGGGAGUUCGAGAGGCCUUUUUCCUCCUCAAGGGUCAGCUCAGCUAUUACCCUUUUAAGUGCAUGAUGUCAUCGGGCCGGUAAAUUCCUGCUCCCAUUAGCACAUGCACAGGGGGCACCAGACCUGCCACACUGACCGUUACGUGGGGAGGCCAGCACUUUCAGAGUCCAUGGCAGUGUGUGAGGCACCCCGGCACCUGCCCAAGCUUCCCUUCACCCUUCCCACCAUGAAUCUUUCUCAUUUGCUUAGUCUUUUCGUGUGCUGGCAAGGGGGUGGGAACAGCUUUGGCAAGUGCUGAUCUGAAUUGUGCCUUAUGAUCACGGAGGACGUUGUGGAAGGGGCAGGAAAGGAGAUGCCAACGCGGUGAUUCCUCACCUCAGUGAUGGGCACCGUCCCUGGAAAACUUGACAAUGACCACGUGUCUUGUUCCCUGCAGUUUAAUUCUUUAUAGAAAUGGUGGGGAGUUUCUGCCGUUUUACCAGGACAAAAGAGGGUAACUCCCAUCGUUGGCGGAAUUUACAGUGGUAACUGUCCCCUUGCCAUACUUGAAAAAUAAAGCCAGGGUCCGUCCUCAAAUGCAAAUUAGCUCCUAUCAGAUAAUUAAGAUGGAGAGGUUUCACAAAGGAGUGGUCCGCUUUCGCCGUGCAGACGUUUGUCACUGGGCUGUCUGCUAGACCACAGCUCUUUUUUGGCUACUUGGGUCACAGAGACAGCAAAGUUGCUCCAAGUGUAGAUGUAACUUAGGCCCUGGGACAGUCAGAACAUAGUGGCGGUGGAUGUUCUUGGAGGCAAGGUUACAAAGGAAGGGAGCUGCCAAAGCUGUUUCGUAACCACAGAGAGAGAGAGAGGGAGAGAGAGGUCUGUUUAGCUUUAUCAGUGAUUGACUUUAAGGGCCCUUUAAAUACCUAUCCCACUUCCCGCUCCCUGUCCUCAGUCAUAUGAAAGGAGUGUUUCUCCCCAAACCAAUCUGGGAUGUAGACGUUAAGAUUGUGCCUUCCUAGUGGUUAAGUACGCAGUGGGUGUUGGACAGUGAAUGUAACAGUUUAAUCCUUCAGUAGGUAUUUGAGUGAAUACAGAACAGAAAACAUUGAGAGUGAUUAGUGCUAAGGGAAAAAUGAUGGGGUAAUAAGACAGUGGGGGGGAAAGGUGACUUUGGCUAGGCCGGCCAGGGAAGGCCUCCCCCUAAGAAAGUGACAUUUGUCCUGAGUCAGUUAAAAGACUGACAUCUCUAUACCUUCUUUCCACACUAUCCCCAUAAUAAGCACUUGGAUUCGCUACUAAAUUCCAAAGGUCACACCGUUCCGGUGUUAAACAUAGAUUUUGGGUGGGAUUUGUUAAGGAACUUUUAAGAUUUAAAGGAAAAAUUUAGCUGCCAACAGUAUCCAUGAACCAAGAGAAAAUUCUAACUCUAACCCAUGACGUUGUCUCAUUAUUCAUUUCAUCACUCUGCAGUGGAACCUAUACCAUAAAAAAGUAAUCACUUUUCUAGGUGUUUUUCUUCUAGUUUUUCAAGUUGUUGGAUACAUAAAGAUCUACUUUUUGUAUUAGAUACAUAAAAGAUAACCUUUUACUCUACGUGUGGGUAGGCUUUAAGUGGAGCUAAAGACUUCCCGGGAUAUUUUCACAAAUAGGCUCCCUGUCUCCGUGGCCCAGGGCAGUGGGCCCUAGGCCCUGAUGGUCAUAAGUGUGUACUGAUGGGGGACCCCCAGCCGUGUGCCCGAGGCCUACACCACACUGUCGGCCUCAGAAAUGUGCCUCCUUGCCCUCUGAAUCACAGUCGGUACAGUCUUCAGCUGAUUUAACUUACACUGAAGCCACACUAUUACUCAAAAGGGAAAAGGCUGAUGUUUGCUUAAGAUCUUUUUAAGAAAAAUUCAAACUAAACGCCCACAUAAAUGACAACAUUCCUCAGGAAUUCGCUCCAAACAGGUAGGCUUACGUAACCUUUGAGAUCCAGUUUCCCCCCACACACCUUACAUUCACACUAUGCUAAAGAAGGAAAAGUGGGGGGCACGAAACUGUGACCCUCCAGUUGUGCCCUGGGCAUCUGUGACAAGUAUGAAAGCUUAAAUGGUGGUAGCAGAUGUCCGCUUGCGACGAGACUGCAGGAAGUGCAUUGUUUCUUACAUGCAUUCUCUGCAGCUGUUCUCUCAGUCCAGGUAAAACCCUGAGCCAUCCUUCUACAACCUUUACUUUGCAAAAAGGGCUCUAGAACUGCAUGCUCUCCUGACCCUUGCGUUCAGCCGACUGGACUUGGCCUCCCUGCUUAGAGCUGCAUCGGAAGCCAGUGUAGAUGGAAGGGACAGGACUCCCCCAUCCUCCCCCAUCCUCCCCCGAGGGUCUCAGAAUGGAAGGGAACAUCUCUUCUACCCCAUUUGUUGAGAAACAAGCUGAGAGCUUGGCCUAACAUCCCUCAGCCUGUCUGGCAGAGCCUGCACCACAACCCAGAAUUCUUCCUCCCGUGAGGGCCACUUGGCCUCCUGCAAACCACACCCUCACCACCGUCCUUCAGACAGCUUUGGAUUAAUAUCAGUCCUCUGUCGAACCAAGUGCUUAACAGCUGAGCAAAAGCGGGACUCCACCCGUGAGUCCCCAGCAUGAGGUUGUGGUGUCAGCUUUGGGCUUCUCUCGACUUGGAAGACCCCAGGUUUAGUCAUCACACCUGGGAAGAAAUUCAUUCCUCCCUGAGGAAAGACCAUCCUACAUGUUUAUGUUGGUCACCGGUAGGAGGUUGAGAGGUUGAGUUCCCACUGGAUCCUUCUGUACCACAUUAGCUUGUUCCUGUCUGUGCCUCUCAACACAACAAGGAAACUUCCCCAGAUCAUGUUUGGGGUUUAAAACCCUUUGUCACUUCAAACUCACCAUGUUGUCACUUACACGUCAUCUUCAGCAUGUCAGGCACCACCUAAUAACAAAUGGCCUAAUGUUUUAUUUUGCUUAUUCUUGACUGGGGUCAGUGUUUUUCGCAUACUAAAAAGUCCGAAGAUCCAGAUAUUUUUCUGCUAAAAGACUUCUUUGAGCACAUUGCAGUUCUGUUUCUCCUUGUAGUACGAUGGCAGGUGCAACCUUUCGGGGUCCUGAAAAUAGAACUAGUAACUGGGGCAGGCUGCUCAGUGGCCUGAGCUCUGAUGACCAUGGUUCAGUACUGUGAGUUCCUUGAGAGAUUUCGUUUGCCACCACCGCACUUGACUUCUAGACAAAAAAAAAAAAAAAAAGGCUGUGAGCCCAAAUCACAAGUUCAUUCACCUUUUCAUUUGGAGAUGCUUUACUCUGAUCAUGUGCUGUUGGGUUUUAUUUCCAGAAAAUCUAGGUCUGUUUUUUUUUUUCUGCAUGAAGGAAACGUUGUGGUGCCACAUGCUUUAAGCAGUUUAAACAGGAGAAGCGAGGGGAAGAUGCAGACACCACAUCUGACUUGCCUAAUGUAGACUUUAUUAGAUUGAAGUACCUAACCUAAUAUGAUGUAUUAUUUUAUAGCAUCUCAAACUUUGUAAAUAAAUACCGUUAUUUUUAUAUGGAAAUUUUAUAGAAGAGCUAUUUCUGUAUACUUAAUUAUUCCUGGAUUUCCUGAAAUUGCUUCCAAUAGAUAACAGUCAAGUCCUGAGCAGUGUUCCUCUAAGGAUGGUUCAAGACCACCUGCAGCAGAAUUAAUGAGAGUUUUAACUUUUUGCCUCCCUAGGACUGACCCCAGACACUCCGAAGCUCUGGGAGUGGGCCCUGGGAAAUUGUAUUUUUAAUAAACUCUUGAGUGAUGGUUUUUGUCCAUUAAAGUGUAUCUUUAUCCAUCCUGUAAGAUUAAAAGAAGGAAGGGAAGAAAAAACAUCUGAGAUGAGUUAAGUUGUGCUUGAGAAAAAAAAAAAUGGAUCAGACUAUUCUAUGAUUUGAAUGAGAUGUACUAUAGAAAAAAUAAAUAAUUUAAAUAA